This is a messenger RNA of Cavenderia fasciculata, 2781 nucleotides long. RefSeq lists its product as uncharacterized. The record is from RefSeq and is a predicted model, not a curated record. The transcript is spliced from 4 exons. The coding region runs from base 1 to 2781 and encodes 926 amino acids. Gene Ontology annotation, molecular function: protein binding. NCBI's taxonomy places the organism in Eukaryota, Evosea, Eumycetozoa, Acytosteliales, Cavenderiaceae.
AUGUUUAAUAAUGGAUUUCAACAAUACUUGUCGAGUGGAUUGUAUAGUGAUUUGACAUUGGUUGUGAAUCAUCGGACAUACAAAGUUCAUAGAAUAAUCGUUGGUUAUUCGUCGGAAUACUUUUCAAAUAUACUUCAAACCGUGCAGCAUCUUGGUCCAGACAUCUUUAAUAAUUCGCCAUCGACGGCAUCUCCAUCUGCAACACCUUUGAAACAUACAGCAUCUGCAACUGGGGCUGCAUCUGGGACUGGGACUGGCACCCCACCAUCAUCUCCACCUUCAUCACCCAAGAUUGCAUUAAUCAAGACAGUCCCAUCCUUUUCUCCUAUCCUCAAUCUAAACUUUAAUCCAAAUUCAAAUGGAAAUAAUAAUAAUAAUAAUAAUGCAAGUCAUGGGAGUAAUAAUGCGACGUCAUCAUCAUUUAAUAUCAAUGGAAACUUUGGAGGAGGAGGAAGCCAUUCUCUACCCUCUACACCAACCACUGGUAUCACGCAUAGUACAACUAUGACUGCACCACCACAACAACAACAACCAUCUCGGAAUAGUGUAAGCAAUCCAACAAUAGUCCAACGAACAACACCUGCCUCUCCACCAACAACUUCUGCCAACAGCAGCAAUGGUAGCAGCAGUAGCAAUAGUUUUAUAAAGAAAUCAUCCAAUUUAAUACCUGAAAUAUCCAAUGAACAACCUUUGGCGACGACAACACCCAACUCUACACCAACCAAACAACCUCAAAUAUCCCCAUCAUCGUCAAGACAAAGAACCUCAACAUCAAUAUCCAAAUCAAUAUCUGCUCUUUUAUCAACUGUAACACCGUCAUCCUCCAAGAAAUCAUCCUCCUCUUCCUCUUCCUCUUCUUCUUCCUCUUCAUCUCUGUCAUUAUCGUCUCCAAAAGGACACCAUAAAAAGGAUUCGGUUGAUACUAGCGUACAACUUUUAACGCCAACAAACACCAAGAAAUCACAUCACAAAAGUAUAUCUGCAGAUAAUACUAUUAGUUCGACAACACGACCACCAACACCCUCUAAAUCACUCCCACCAAUCACCCAAGAAACGCAAACAUCACCGACACAACAACUUAAAUCAUCAUCAUCAUCAUCAUCUACGCAAGGUCUGACUGUCAUCAUUCCAACGACCAAUUCAUCUUUAUCCAAUUCCACUUCAUCCAUUCUAUCCCUUUCAACGGCAUCUUUAUUAUCAACCUCUUCCAUAUCUUCGUCAUCUUCAACUCUAUCGUUGAAACAAUUACCAAUGGUUGAAGAAAAAGAAUCAUCAUCAUCUUCUUCUUCCUCUUCUUUAUCAUCAACUCUUUAUAAUUCUGAUAGUACUAAUAAUAAUAAUAAUAAUAAUAAUAAUUCUCAACCAAUGAAUAGAAAAGAUUCAACAACAUCAUUUAUAAUACCAGUAUCAUAUAUUAGACAACAAUUUCAUAGUCAUAAUCCAAAACCAACACUUAAAUGGGACGGCAAUAAUCUGGUGAUUGAAAUUAAUAUUCAAGAGGAAAACAAUUUGUUUGAUCAGAUUGUAUCGUACAUGUAUAGAGGAAAGAUUGAUAUUACCGAUGGUAACUGUGUUGGCAUCCUUCAUUACUCUAAUCGAUUCCUCAUUCACUCGCUGCGAAAGUUGGCAUUCAACUAUAUCACUGAACACAUCUCUGGCAAGAAUGUAGUACAAUGGCUGCACAAGGCCAUCGAGUUUUCCAUUGAAGAGUUGGUGCCCAAGUGUAUAGUGAUCAUUGCUCGAAACUUCUCGUCCAUCAUGGAGACUGAAGUACAACAAAAGAAAAAUGUCAACAUCUUUUCAUUUAUCCCAUUUGAAUCGUUUAUCCAAAUACUAGACCAUCACUCACUCUCUGUCUUUUCAGAGUUUACAGUGUACCAAUCCGUCUGUAGCUACAUUGAAUCGAAACAACAAAAACAACAACUCCUCACAGACACACAAAUCGCCAAACUCUUUAAAAAGGUUAGGUUCCCAUACCUCACCUAUUCCGAAUUCCAACAAGUCAUUCAAAACCCCCUCGUCCCUCAAGAACUUUUAACAGAAGGUCUAAUGGUUAGACUUGGUUUUCAAGAAUGUCCAAAUUCUUCAUUUGUUCAAUCUAGAUUAAAUGAAUCAAGAUUUAUGAAAAGAAAAACAUCUGGAAGAUUAUUUGAAUAUACAUUUGAUUAUGAUAAUAAGGGAGUAUUUUAUUAUCUUGGAACUAAUGGGUAUACAAAUGAUUGGAGUAAUCCUGCAUCUCCAUCAUCAUCAACGACGUCUACGACAACAGAUCACGAACCAAAGAUUAAAAUUAGUUUUUCAUCAAUUGAAAAGGGUAGUCCAAGUGAUAUAUUGGAAUUAAAACCAACAGAGUGUUGGUCAAAAGAUAUUCCAUCUAGUUGGAUCUCUAUUGAUUUUGGACCGACCAAUCUUUUUCUACCGAGAUAUUAUACACUUAGACAUGGAGGUAAUUCCAAACAAGAUUGUCUACGCAACUGGGUAUUACAAGCAUCGGAAGACGCAGCCGAUGAUUGGUUCACCAUCUCACGUCACUCUAAUGAACAUUUCCUAAACUCCAACUUUGCAUCUCAUUCUUGGCCCAUUCCAAAUUGCACUCAAUCCUAUCGUUACUUUAGAAUUCUUCAAACUGGACAUAAUAGUACCAAUUUGAAUUUCCUAUCUAUUGGUGGCAUCGAAUUUUAUGAUACAGAUAUGGAUAUAUGUCAGCAGCAGUCACUCGCUACUACUCUAUACUAUACAUACAACCAACCAGACUUUUAUAAAGAAAGCGAUCUUCACUAG